AUGCACAAGCUGGGUGGGGGAGGCGGUGACAAAAGCACGGUCAAGGUCAAAUUCGAGAUCACAUUCAAGGGCGUGUCGGGCCUCGGGCCGGUGGGUGACAAAGAUGGAGCCAGGGAGGUCUACUUGGCGUGGAAGAGAGGAUCGAAGAAGGGCAACCGCGGCGAGACCAAGCAUGCGCCACUCGCUGCGGGCGCCAAAGACGCUGGCGCUGCCCAGUGGAACGAAACCUUCAGUGUCCAGGCCACGAUGCUCCUCUACGAACGCCUCAAGAAAUUUGACAAAAAGCUGAUUGAUGUCACCCUAAAGGAAGGCAAGAAGAAGAACGGCGGGGCGCAGGCCCAGCAGGCCGCCCAGGCCCAGCAGGCGGCCGAGGCAAAUGUGAGCAAGAACGAGCGCAAGAAGUUCAACCGGGAGAUCAACGCGCUCAAGGAGCAGCUCAAGAAGAGGGACGAGCGCGAGCACCAGCUCCAAGCCACCAUCACCCAGCUCGAGCAAACCACGGCGGCGGCCAAGGCUGUGCCACCACAGCCGGAGGCGACCACCACCACGACCAGUUCGAGCGGCACGAGUGGCGAGGAGAGCGCCGAGGACAAGAAGGCGGCCUUCAAGAAGCGACUGGAGCUGCAGCUGCAGAAGACCACCCCCGGCAUGCUGCCCGCCCAACGUCGCCGCGCACUCAGCGAUCCCGACCGAUCGAAUACCGAAACACCGGUGGAGUCUCGGUCUGAGAUCGUGAGGCCGACUGGUGAGCGAUUGGCGUCGAUGAGCAAGGACAAGCCCAUGCAGACCGGCAAGAGACCGCCGACGCGCGUGGGCGGGAGCCUCAUCAGAUCCCGCAGCAACUCGGAGGAAAGCGUCGCCAAGUUGCAACAGGAACUGUUGGCCAAGGACGAAGAGAUCCGUCAGCUCAAAGAAAAGCUGGACGCGUCAUCAGUGGCGGUGGCUGGUACGGCAGUGGCGGAGGAGGAACUGGGCAGGCUGCGCGAUGAGCUGGAGAGCGUGCGUGCGGCUAAGGAGCUCAAGGAAAAGGAACUGGAGAGCCGGCUCAGCGCGCUCGACCACGACCUGGCCGAGGAGCGCAAGCGCACCGAGCAGCUGCUCGCCGCCCGUGCGAGCGGCGAGGAGCAGGAGACCGCCCAACGCCAGGCACUCCUCGACACCGAGACCGAGCGGCUCAAGGCCGAGCUCCAUCAGAAGGACGACCAGCUCAAGCUCGCCGCAACCCAGCAGCAGGACAUGCUGCGCGAGGAGGAGGAGAAGGUGAAGGCCCAGGAGGCCGAGCUCGAGCGCCAGCGCGCCCAGGCGGAGGCCCUGCGCGAGCAGCUCGCGGCGGCCGAGGCCGAGACUGGCGCCCUGCGCGAACAGACGCAGACGCUCGAGGCCGACGCCACUGUCCUCACCGUCUACCGCAACAUCCUCGACAGCGUACAGAAGGACAUCGAGCCGUACCUGUUGCCGGCGAUUUUGGCGCAGCCGGCGAGCGUGUUCUCCAACACGUCCGACCGAAAGAGCUCGGCAUCAGCCAAGCUCCACGAGCUGCUCCGAGACUCGCUCAACACGCCGGAAGACAUCAUGCGGGUGCUGGACGGGCUGCUGGAGCGGUUCCGGCAGGCGGACCUCUUCCCGUCCGUCAUCAAGCAGCUCUGCGUGCAGAUCUUCUACUGGCUCGACAUCUCCCUCUUCAACUACCUCGCCAAGACCGACAAUCUGUGCACGUGCGGUAACGGAUUCCAGAUCAAGUACGCUCUGGCCGAGAUCGCCCAGUGGUUCUACCAGCCUUCCGUGACGCCCUACAUCGACUCUGCUACCGCGCGGACGAUGCUGGUGCGAAUCAACGAGGCGGUGAACGUGUUGGUGAUGGACCGCUCCAUCUUCUCGAACGAGAGCAUCGUGCGCGAGGUGUUCCCCACUCUCAACCCCGUGCAGCUCAUGCACCUCCUCGACUCCUUCCGCCCCGACGAGGUAUCGUCGGAGCUGGUGCCAACGGAAGCAAAGCAGUUGCUGGCGCGCAUGGCAGGCAAGGCGCGGAACACGACCAUGUUCCUUCAGUUCGACACCUCUGUGCUGCUGCCCUCCGCCUAG
This is a messenger RNA of Acanthamoeba castellanii str. Neff, 2082 nucleotides long. Its product is annotated as DIL domain containing protein. The record is from RefSeq and is a predicted model, not a curated record. Gene Ontology annotation, molecular function: GTPase binding. NCBI's taxonomy places the organism in Eukaryota, Discosea, Longamoebia, Acanthamoebidae. Bases 1 to 2082 code for a protein of 693 amino acids. The transcript is spliced from 12 exons.